This is a messenger RNA of Gryllus bimaculatus (two-spotted cricket), 1835 nucleotides long. The record is from the annotation of a GenBank genome assembly. Lineage: Eukaryota; Metazoa; Arthropoda; Insecta; Orthoptera; Gryllidae.
CUUGUCAUGCAAUGGCGGAGCUCUUUGAUGUUUCUUACUUGUAUACCUCUUGUUUAUUUUGAGUUUUUUCAUCAGUUGAGACACGCUGAACAUGGUUAUUAACAUAGCUCAAGUUAUCCAAAAAUGUAUUUUUUUGUGUCACGAUUUAUUUCUACUGUCAUAUUUUAUCACUUGGAGCACGGUUGAGUUCAGCAAAUAGUGGAGGGAGUUGAGAAAGAAAAAAUUACCAUCAAGCUGAUCUACUGAUCACAUGUGAGAAAAAUUGGCUAGGACCAUUGCAACUGUCGUAAUUAUGGCCACCGUGAGACGCAUUGAGAAAAUUGAUGCGAGAUUGGUAUUGGAAAAAAGAGGAAAGAAGGAUCAACUCCUUUGUGUUAACCAGAACACUAAAAAAAUACAUUCUAGAAAAAAAAUCUACUCUCAAAGUUAUGCUUCAACACCCUUUUGUGAAUUAAGACUGCCAAAUAGAUGGAACAAUGCUCUGAAAUAUCAAGCUGGGAGUCUCGAAAGAAAGAAGACAAAGCAAAAGGAAUAUUUCAGGAAUUAAUUUUUGGAACUCCUUUAUGUGAAUUUCGACCUACAGACAGCAUUCGCAUAGUAAAUGCAUCAAUAAGAAGUCGUGGAUCGAAUCCUGUUGAUGUAGGAAGCAUGAAACUCUGCCAGCUGCAACAGGACCAGCACCUAAAGCAUUGGAAGGAGCUGAAGGGCAGGCUUCUCCAGCCCUGGCUUGGGCUGGGAUUCUGGGCAUAUUCUGUGGACAGACCUUUAUCUCCAUCAUGGUGGCGUCUAUGGGGGUCCGGAACCUCAUAUGGGUGCUUAGGGCAGGGUGUGUUUGUGUGCCCAAUGAUGACAAUAGCUGCCAGUUCGGCUGCAACAAGGUGCUGGGAGAAGAUGAAGAGCAACACAAAAAAGUUUGGAUGCAGAAAAGAUCCAAAGAAUAGGAGUUGGAGGAGCCCCUGCCUCCCAACCAAUCCAAUUUUUGCUGAGAAGUUGGAGAUAUCUCCUCACUUGGGCCUUGAAGUUGAAAAUGAUCACGACUCUGUUGAUGUGAGGUUGGGGAGUUUGGAGGAUGCUGUUACUCCUGAACCUGCUCCUUUUAGUUCUGCCUUUGCAGAGAGAUUUACCCUUGACUGGACCACAGAAAAGACAUCAAUUAGAUGCAGAAGUCACUGAGAGAGUGGAAAAAAUAAAUCAAGGAAUCUACUUAGCAACAUUUUUCAUUGGGCAAAAAUGGAAAAUGAAAGAAAGCUAGCGGAGCAGCAAAUGGCAAAUGAACAACAGGUAUUGAAGCAGUUAUAAUUGAAGAAAAACCACCUGCAAGAGAUUCAGGAUUCAAAACUUGCCCAGAUGAAGGAACUCCAAGAAUGAAAUAAACAAAUUAAAGAUUUACAAAUAGAGUUAUUAUUUGCAGAAAACAAAAUUAGGAAAUCAAUAAAAGAAUUUAUAAUUAUUGUAAUUAUUUAUUAUGAUUAUAUAACCCUCUCUUCAUGAGAAAUGUCUUUCAAUGAAAUGUCUGCUAGCUACCAAUCCAGGACUUUGAUUUCCCAUGAAUGGUAGAUUGUCUUCUGUUUCAUAAUUUUCCAUUUCCUCUUCAGGAAGAGGGUCAUUUGUGUCCCUUGCAAUGUUGUGCAAUACACUUGUAGCAGGAAUCACAGCUGCUGUAAUUUUCAGUUUCAUCCCCAAACCUCGUGACAGGCACCUAAAUCAUUGUUUCCAGAUGCCUGUUGUUCUCUAUACUGUAUUUCGAGUGCCUACAUGGGCUUCGUUGUAUCUUCAUUCAGAAAGUGUGGUGGGGUUGAGCAUAGGUGUCAGAAGAUAUGUCUCACAGGGGUAGC